Molecule: messenger RNA, 1645 nt
Organism: Danio aesculapii
Lineage: Eukaryota; Metazoa; Chordata; Actinopteri; Cypriniformes; Danionidae
Product: protein disulfide-isomerase TMX3-like
Exons: 16
Coding region: 1-1347 (448 amino acids)
Biological process (GO): peptidyl-cysteine oxidation
Cellular component (GO): endoplasmic reticulum
Molecular function (GO): protein disulfide isomerase activity
Source: RefSeq, a predicted model, not a curated record
AUGGCGCUGCUGAGAGCGGUUGUGUCCUCUGUGCUGUUCAGCCGGGUGCUGUUGGCGCUGGUGCUGGACCUGGACGACUCGUUUAAGGACAGCAGGAUGGAGGAUGUGUGGCUGGUGGACUUCUACGCGCCGUGGUGUGGCUACUGUAAGAAGCUGGAGCCGGUGUGGGAGGAGGUCGGAGCUGAGCUGACGCGCUCGGGGUCGCCGGUUCGAGUGGGAAAAAUGGACGCCACUGCAUAUUCAGGAAUGGCGUCAGAGUUCGGUGUACGGGGAUAUCCCACAAUCAAGCUGCUCAAGGGGGAUCUGGCUUAUAAUUAUAAAGGACCCAGAACUAAAGAUGACAUUAUCGAGUUUGCCAAUAGAGUGGCUGGGCCUGCUGUGCGUGCGCUGCCGAGCAGACAGAUGUUUGAGCAUGUGCUGAAGAGACACAGUGUGCUGUUCCUGUAUGUCGGAGGAGAGUCUCCACUGAAGGAGAAGUACAUCGAGGUGGCCUCAGAGCUCAUCGUGUACACGUAUUUCUUCUCUGCGUCUGAGGAGGUCUUGACAGAGGCUGUGGUUCUGCCUGAGCUGCCCUCCGUCGUCGUCUUCAAAGAUGCAUCAUUUUUCACGUAUGAUGAGUAUGAGGACGGCAGUUUGUCGUCCUGGGUGAACCGAGAGCGUUUUCAGAGUUACCUGCAGAUCGACGGAUUCACACUCUAUGAGCUGGGGGAAACCGGUAAACUGGUGGCCAUCGCAGUUACAGAUGAAAAAGACCAGAGCGAUCAGAGCAGCAGGUUGAAAGGUCUCAUCCAGAGAGUCGCUACUGAACACAGGGAGCAGUUUAACAGGGAUUUCCAGUUCGGACACAUGUCUGGGAAUGACUACAUCAACAGCCUCAUCAUGGGCGAGGUGUCGAUUCCCAGCAUCAUCAUCCUCAACACCUCUAAUGAGCAGUACUUUCUGCCUGCGGAGCCCGUGGAGGAUCUCCAGCAGAUGCUGCAGUUCUUCAGCAGUGUUCUGGAUGGCAGCGCUCCGGCGUACGGAGGAGACGGAAUAUUCCAGAGGAUCAAGCGUGUGGCGUAUGAUGCCAGAUCCACCAUCAUGUCUGUUUUCCGCAGUUCUCCUCUGCUGGGUUGUUUCCUCUUCGGCCUGCCGCUCGGGGUCAUCAGUCUGAUGUGUUACGGGAUCUGCACGGCCGAGUCUGACGACGGGACGGAGGAUCUGGAGCUGAUGAAGACUGAGGAGGAGGAGGAGGAGGAAGAGCAGCGGCUGACGGAGAGAACAGAAGAAGAGGAGGAGCAGAUGGAGAGAAGAGCAGAAGAAGAGCAGACGGAGAGCAAGAGUCCUGCUGAGAAGAAGCUGGAUUAACAGGAGCUGCUUCAGUUUCACCUCUAGCACAGACUGGCAGAACUCACACACACACACACACACACACACACAGACAGCGCAGAUAUGCAGCUCGUUAGGUCAUUAAUCAUCAUCAGUGUGACGAGCUCUUCUGAUGGAGGAGUUCUCUUCUGUUCAUGGGUGAAGGAGAAACUGCAGGAUCAGAAGAUCAGCUUCAGUCCAGCGCCACGUUAAUGAGCUCUCGCUACUGUUACAUGACUGACUGCAUACAUGUGUGUGUGUGUGUGUGUGUGUGUGUGUGUGUGUGUGUGUGUGUGUG